AUGGCCGCCAUGGCCCCAGACCCGUCGACCGGCCAAGCUCUGCCCCAGCCCAAGGCCAUACGCUUCGUCACCAACCACGACGGGCCUUACGCGAAGAGACGGAGAAUAAACUCGGCCUGUCUGACCUGCCGCCGUCGCAAGACGCGCUGUUCCGGCGAGCGCCCCGCCUGCGAAACCUGCCUCAAGAACAAUCACACGUGCGGGGGCUAUGGGCCCGAUACAGACCAGCCCAAGGAUAGCUCCGCGCCUGGCUCUGUGGGCGAGAGACGGACCAGCGUCGCGACGAAUCCCGCAAGGAGACCAUCUGUGGCGGUGGCCCGCGGGCCGACGCCAGGGCAGCUGCAGCAGACACAACAGCACCAACACCAGCAAGCCGAGAGUGUGGGGAUUGCACAUCCUCGUCUAGCUCACGAUCCGCCGAUCGACUCCCCGAUCAUCGACCCUGCCUUGGAGUCCAGCUUCAAUGGCCCGGCAAGCGCUGGCGGAGACGAGGGAAGCCAGGCCUCAAGCCGCCUGUCGCUAAGCCUGAGCAUUCGAAACCGCAUGCCCUACUUCCGCUAUUUCGGGCCGACGGCGAUCAUGCCGGGGUUCAAGCAGAUGGUGGUCAAGGUCAAAGGCAAGCAACACAGCACCGGAGGAACAUCAACAAAUGAUGCUUCGCUCGGCCGCGUAACCUCCCAACAAUCUGCCACGGAAAACCCCACCCCCAUCGAGCUUCCAAUAUACGACGCCUCGCCAGUCCCCCCGCCGCCGUUGCUCACGCAUUUGUGCAAGACCUUCUUCGCGCACCUCGGUUGCAAUUUUCCCUUCUUGCAGGAAGUCCGAUUUAUGCGUGAUCUAGAGGAGAAGCAAGUCGACGCCAUCCUUGUUGACUCGGUCUGUGCGUUGGCUGCCCGCUUCUCCACUGAUCCAAUGCUGGUUGGCGCACGCCAGUGCGAUGGAGACGCGGAGCAGCCGGAGACGCCCUCGUCCGAAUACGGGCAACAGUUCGCCUUGCGAGCUAAAUCCGCAAUCGUCGACACCUUCGCGUGCCCAAGCGUGGCUGUCGUUCAAGCUGCUUUGCUGCUCGCCUAUGAUGAAUUCGGUGGGAGCCGUGACUCUGGCCUGUGGAUGUAUCUCGGGAUUGCCAUCCGAAUGGCUCAAGAUCUUGGUAUGCAAACCCUGCAAGGACUGAGAUACGAGGGAAGAGGUGGGCCCACACCAGGGAGUAUCAAAUACAUUUCUUCCAGAAAGAAGGAAAACGUACACCACGAUGAGCCCGCGGCGCCAUCGCCAGAAGUGUCUGACCCCCAGGCUGCCGAGGAACAGAGAGCCGUAGAGAGAGAGCGAAUCGACACGUUCUGGGCCGUCUUUUUCCUGGAUCGCGUCGUCUCAUCCGGAACAGGGCGACCUGUUUCCUUGAGAGACAGUGAUAUCGAACUGUCGUUCCCGUCGCUUGAUUCCGCGGACCCGAGUACUGGAUGGCCGGUUCCUUACCCUGCGCUGAUCCGAGUGAUCCAUCUCUAUGGACGUGUCACGGACCUCUUGAACGGAAUCAAGGAGGUAUCGCAUGUCACACCCGACGUGAUCAAACGUUUAGCAUUCAUGGAGAGUCUUUUGACCGACAUUUAUCAGAAUCUCUCGUCACGUUUGCAUUUCAACGUUCUUAAUUUCCAGCAUUACCUGAAAAACGGUCAAGGGACGAAUUUCAUCCUCCUCCACUUCUGGUUCCAUACCCUCAUUGUUCUCCUACAUCAGCCCACUCUUCUCAAAACCUUUGAGGGAGGCAUCCAACAGCUUCUCCCCAACAGCCACGAGCUGUCCUUGUCGUCAGCGAAGACGAUUGCAGAUAUUCUCGCUUUUGCAGAAUUGGCUGACGCCAAAGCCGGCCUUGGCAAUCCAUUUACCAGUCAGCCAAUCUAUAUCGCCGCUUGCGCCUUCCUCAAGGAGACUGCCAUGCAAUCCGCCUCGUCAAAUCCGCAUUCAAGGCAAGGAUCUCCACCGUCAAACAGCUGGGGACGAGAAAAUAGCAGUGAUAGCAGUGUACAGAGAGCGGAUGCGAGGGAUGGAAGGACCCAAACAGUUUCAGCGGAGAAGCAGCAGAAACACACCUUGCUAGCAACGGCCGCUAACCAAAACUACCAACGUUGUUAUAGAGCCCUCGAGUCUCUAGAGACAUACUGGGCUGGCGUCAAAUACAUUUUGACCGUUUUGGACCAAAAGGCCAAGGGUGUUGUGGAUCCACUCCUAUACACCAGGGAAGAGAUGGAAUGUGCAUUGGAAGUUCCGCAGAUAGAGCCUUCGUUCGACACGCCUGGUUGGCGGCGCAAGCUAUCUUGGGGGGCGUAUAUUGGGCCCCAGGAUCAUGCCCAGAAAGAUCAGGGCCCAGUCGCGGCUUUCAAGAGCAGCAGAGGCGCAAACUUUGGGAUUCCAGGGUCUGUCAUUGGAGACCCAGGUCAAGCCAUUGGCUGGUCCCUUACUGGAACCAUGAACUCACCAAGCACGAGCUUAGCUGUUAUGUGGCCUACCGAAACCAGAGACAGCGGUCCCCGCCGCCCGCAAGACGGCAUGGACGCGUCCAUCUCGUCAGUAAUGGCACAGGCUCCAACCUCGCCUCAACAACAACGCAACGUCUCCACGCCGCUACCCCGUUACCCCAACAGCACCCAAAUAUUCGCACAGCCCGGCGCUACCGCCCCGAGCAUGCAGCCUCCGCCUCCGCCCGGCGGCUCCUCCGCCUACCUGUCCGACUCCACCCUAGUCUCCGACGCCGACCUCCUCCUCAACCUCCACUCCCCGUACUCGACCACGUCAUCGCCCGCCGGGGGCCGCCCACCACCUCCAGGAGGAGGAGGUGGUGGUGGUGGUGGAGGCGGCGCCACCGCACCAUCGUCCGCCGUCAACCAGCAAUCUCCAACCGGGCCUUACCCGUCCCAAAUGACCGCCCCGCCGGGCCAACCCCACGUCGGCCCCAUCCCGUUCGCCGACAUGAUGGUCGAAAGCCAGGAUAUCGACAUGAGCGCGCUGGGUGACAACAUGAUGUCGUGGUUGGAAUGGGUGCCUCACGAAUACAUCUCAUUCUUUGACCCUGCGACGGGCACGGCGGCGGCAGCAACGGCGGCAGAUGGUGGCGGUAUGGGGACGGGGACGGCGGCGCCCGGACAACAAACUUCUGGCCCUGGCCAGGCUGAGCAGAGGAGGGAUGAGUGA
This is a messenger RNA of Diplodia corticola, 3189 nucleotides long. RefSeq names its product c6 transcription factor. The record is from RefSeq and is a predicted model, not a curated record. Bases 1 to 3189 code for a protein of 1062 amino acids. Lineage: Eukaryota; Fungi; Ascomycota; Dothideomycetes; Botryosphaeriales; Botryosphaeriaceae. Gene Ontology annotation, biological process: regulation of DNA-templated transcription; DNA-templated transcription. Gene Ontology annotation, molecular function: zinc ion binding; DNA-binding transcription factor activity, RNA polymerase II-specific; DNA binding. The transcript has 5 exons.